AUGGGAAACCAACGACAUCAUUAUAACGAUUACGAAGAUGUGAGAAUGCUCAAAUGGGUUGCCAGAAAUGACAAGAGCCUUGGACCGUUUGGAAUAAUCACGUGGCAACUGUACGUUGAAGCCUACAAUUGUCCGUAUUCAGUGCAAUCACUGUGUGGACGAAUGCGACGUCAAAUUGUCCCGAAUAUCGAUUAUUACUCUCGACAUUUGAAAUCUUCGGAUUUAAUUUCACUUGAGAGACGUUUUGGGUCAAGACUCGGUGCUGAGACUCGAAAAUACAUUCGAAAUUUGGCAGUAAAAACCGUGAAAAUCGUGCAAGUAGUUGCAAGCCGCCCGGUGGAGAAAAAUUCUGAAAUUGAGGUGCAAAAGGUCGCAAGCUUGGAGCUUCAAGCGGCUCCGACGGCUCCGACGACCAGCGCAGCACAAUUGGGCAAAACAAAAAGUCCUGGAGCAAGAACUCAACGGAUCGAAAGAAAUGAUGAGUUAUCCCGUGAUGUGUUCGAAAGUUCUUGUGCUUCGACAAUUGUGGAGCCAGAGCCUCCACAAGAAGAGCCUCCACAGAGAUCACACAAUUGGAAGACGGAAAUGCGAAAAAUAGCCGGCCAAGCAGCUCAAGCAAUUAACGAUUUGAUCCGACAGACUGUUGAAAAUAAUGAUUUCAAUAAGAAAAUGUUCGCUGAACUCGAGAACCAACAAAAUCUAGACCACCUGUACGGAAAAAUGUUCGACGAUCCAAAUAAAGCCGAUUGGAUAAUGAUUGAUGUCAAAAAGUUCACUGAAAACCACCUUCGCAUGCAAUAUUUCCGUAAAAUACGCGAAGAGCUACACAAAAGAUUCACCAAUCAGCAUAUCAUUCGUGCCGUUUUUUGCUUUUUCCAAUUUUUUGAGUAUUAUGUGACAGUUUGUGUUGAUGAGUCCACCGACAACUACAUUCUGCUAAUGAACAAAGUUUUGGAAAUGUCCAUCAAAUUGUUGCCACUUUAUAUUGUUCAUUGUUGAUCAUGCUCGCCCCUCCAAUGUUAAGAAUUAUUUAUUGAAAUCAUCCCGUUUUAUUUACAAUAAAAUUAUGCGAUA
Messenger RNA from Caenorhabditis elegans, 1074 nucleotides. RefSeq names its product Myb_DNA-bind_3 domain-containing protein (gene Y71F9AL.8). Lineage: Eukaryota; Metazoa; Nematoda; Chromadorea; Rhabditida; Rhabditidae. The record is from RefSeq and is marked reviewed. Bases 1 to 999 code for a protein of 332 amino acids. The transcript has 7 exons.